AUGUCUCGAGGUCCGGAUGAUGUCAGUAAGCUCACUGAAAGUACAUACAAGAAUGUUAUGGAACAGUUUAACCCAGGCCUACGGAACCUGGUGAACCUUGGCAAAAGCUAUGAAAAGUCUGUGACCGCCAUGGCCAUCGCUGGAAAGACCUAUUUUGACGCUGUGGGUAAGAUAGGAGAGACCGCCCACAAGUCUCCAGCGUCCAGAGAUCUCGGUGAAGUGUUGAUGGAAAUUGCUGAAGCUCAUCGAAAAAUCCACAAUGAAAUGGAAGAAAAUCUGAAGAGGUUUCACCGAGACAUUAUCGUGGAGCUGGAGAAGAAGACAGAGAUGGAUGUCAAGUACAUGAACGCCACAUUCAAGCGUUACCAGUCGGAGCACAGGCUGAAGCAGGACUCUCUGGAGCGCACACAGACCGACCUGAAGAAGCUGCGGAGGAAAAGCCAAGGGAAACAUGCAAACAAAUAUGAAAUCAGAGAGAACGAGUACUUGGAGACCAUCUCGUCGCGACAGAUGGACAUGCAGAAGUUCAUCGCAGACGGCUGCAAAGAGGCUCUGCUGGAGGAGAAGAGGCGCUUCUGCUUCCUGGCCGACAAGCACUGCAUGUUCUCCUACCAGAUGAGCAACUUCCACCACAAGGCCAAAGACAUUCUGCUGGAGCGUUUCCCCAGUUGGCAGGAGAAGUGCUCAGACGUCAGUGAGGUCCCGGAAACCGUGUCCACCAUGAUCGAGCGUCUGACCACCACUCCACAGGCCACGCCCCUAAUGCAGCGCAACCACACGAACAAUAUCAAUAUUCCUCCUCCGGCGCCGCAGCUCAAAGCUCAGACCAGUCCACUUGCAAACAUGUUCAACCAGGAGCCUGUGUUCUCUCUGCCCUCCUCCCCAGACCAUAACUCAGACCAGAGCAGCCUCGGAGACUCCAACCUGUCUAGAUCUACGUCCCAGUCCUCGGAUAUUAACUUGUCCCAGAAGCCGCGAGUGAGGACCAUUUUUCCCCACACAGCCGGCAAUAAUGAAACACUGCUGAGCUUUGACGACGGGGACAUCAUCAUCCUCCUGAUCUCGGAGGAGAAGGACGGCUGGCGCUACGGCGAGCUGGAGAAGACUGGACAGCGCGGCUGGUUCCCCUCGUCCUACUGCAGACCGUACUCUGAGUCCAACAGUCACCCGACCGCACACAGAGGCAGCGUGGCCAGCCUGCCGGACCCCAGCGAGCCGGUGCUGCUGCCCCCCCCGGACUACAGCGACGAGGUGCCCUCCACCCCCGUGAUUACUUCAGCGCGGUCAGCACAGAACCUGGUAACACUUGUCAAUGGGCCGUCAAAAGCACCUUUUCUGGGGGAGGCCAAUCCGUUUGCUACAGUGAAGCUGAGACCAACGGUGACGAAUGACCGUAACAAGACGCUUUUCUCGGGUUGUGAAAACUCGCUCAAGGUGGAACCAUGCCCAUCUCUCUGCUUUGGGCGGUGGACGUCCAUGGGCGGGUGUACACAGUGCUGCUGGGGCAUCGCUUGUGACAACAACAUUUAUCUGAACGUUCAUGCAUCUGACCUGCCUGUGCGCUUCCAGGAGGAGACCUAUGAGAAUCAGAGGUGGAACCCAGUGGAUGGUUUUUCUGAGCGCCUGUUGCCGAGUGACCGCUGGCAGUGGAGUGAUGUGAGCGGCCUGCAGCACCAGCCUCUACACGGGUUCCAGCUUCCCUCCAGCAGCUGGGAGUGGGAGGGCGACUGGUUUCUAGACGAGAACUUUGAAGGAGAGCCCACAGAAAGAGAGGGAUGGACCUAUUCCAUCGACUUUCCUGCUAACUACACAAAAGAUAAGAAGUGGAACUCUUGUGUCCGUCGCAGGCGCUGGCUACGCUACAGAAGAUACAAAGCCAUGGACUCGUGGGCCAAGAUUCCCUCACAGCAGACAACUUUACCAGACCCCUUUAAUGACAUCAGCUGCGGAGGCUGGGACAUCACUGAGGAACCCCGCGGACGCCUGUCACUGUGGGCUGUGUCCCUGCAGGGCAAAGUGUGGUUCAGAGAGGGAAUCUAUCACCACAGCCCAGAGGGCUCGAGCUGGGAGGAGCUGCAGCUCCCUGGAGAGGUGGUCCAGAUCAGCUGUGGCCCUGGGGACCUGGUGUGGGCUGUGCUGUGGGAAGGCCAGUUCAUAGUGAGGGAAGGGAUCGGGCGGGACUGUCCUAAAGGUUCAUUUUGGACUGUGGUGGACUCUCCAAGCCCAGAUGUGGGAGCCAUACAUGUGGCUGUGGGAGCCAAUGUUGUGUGGGCAGUUACAAAAGACAAUAAGGUUUGGUUCAGGCGUGGAGUAAACUCCCAUAAUCCCUGUGGCUCUGGCUGGAUCAACAUGGUGGGGGAAAUGUUGAUGGUCACCGUGGGACUCAAUGACCAGGUGUGGGGCAUCAGCUCUGAGGAUAGAUCCGUGUAUUUCAGACAGGGUGUGACUGCAAGUGAACUCAGUGGAAAAACCUGGAAAAGCAUCAGUGUUCCCCGAGAAGGAGAGCGCUCUCACUCCAGCGCCAGUGGCAGCAGUUUGCAGAGUGCUGGAUGUUUCUUUACUGGUGAAGUACGUGCUCCAUCAGUGGCAAGUGAAGCCGAAUCUGAACCAGAGCGAGCACUGCCAGAGGGACCAGCCAUCUCCACUGAGGCGUUGUGUGAUGCUUCCACAGACUCAUCUGACCCUCCACCCGACAUUCUCAAGCCUCGUAUUCCAAAAGUCACCAGUGAUAGCUUCAUCUCUGAGCUUGUGUCUGACCGAGUGCCAGGGAACAUUUCAAAAGAGAUCCAGCUUCCUCUCGCUCCUGCCCUGGAAGAGGAACCAGCUCCAAGUGAAGUGACACUGACAGAGGUAGCCCUGUCCCCCAUUCAGCCCACGAGGCCUGGGGGCUCUCAGUGGAGCAAUGUGGACCUGGAGGAAGGGCAGAGUGCGCAGGGCCUCGUGCCGGAUGGGGCUGACACCUGCAGCCUGUCUUCAGUCGUCACAUACACUCUGGCCAUGGAGGAUCCCAGCACCAUUGAGGAGCUGCCACUGUGGGCCUGGGUCAGUGCUGGAGCAUGCAAUGUGGACUGUCACUCCCACCUCAACUGGUUCAACUGCCCCCAGAACACAUCAUCUUUGGCUCAGUCGGUGCAGACCCUGAGCCUGUCCGUCACUCCAGCCCAGACAGCGGCCUGGCGAAAGCAGGUCUUUGAACAACUGAAUGAGAGGACAAAAAGAGAAAUGGAUAAUUUCAGGCAUUAUGAACAAGCGGUUGAGCAGUCGGUUUGGGUGAAGAAGGGAACGAUGCAAUGGUGGAGAGAUUGGAAACCUUAUAAGUGGAUCGAUGUUCAAUUUGCUUUGGAGCAGUUCUCUGGACCAGAUGGAAACAAGGAUGGCAUCUUGUUUAUUUACUACAACUUUUAUGAAGAGAAGAAGUAUCUGCAUGCCUUCAUCAACGAGGUCACCAUCCUGGUUCCUGUGCUCAAUGACUCCAAACACACAUUUGCCAUCUACACCCCAGAGAGAACCAAACAGAGGUGGCCCAUCAGACUGGCUGCAGCUACAGAGCUGGAGAUGCAUGACUGGCUGGCGUUACUGAGCGUGUCGUGCUGUGACUCCAGGGGGAUCCACGGCCCCUCCUCAAAGCAGGCCAUUUGGUCAAUCACAUGUAAAGGGGACAUCUUUGUGAGUGAGCCCUCUCCUGCUCUGGAGGCCAUGCCCUAUCCUACACCAUGUGACCAGAUGUUCUGGAGGCAGGUUGGUGGGCACUUACGCACAGUGGAGUGUAACAGUGUGGGUAUUGUUUGGGGCAUUGGCUUCGACCACACUGCCUGGGCCCACACCGGAGGAUACGGAGGGGGCUUCCUUCAGGGAUUACCCAGCUGUACAGACAAUAUCUACACUCAGACUGACGUGAAGAGCGUUUUUAUAUAUGAAAACCAGAGGUGGAAUCCUGUCACUGGCUACACAAGCAGAGGUUUACCUACGGACCGCUACAUGUGGAGUGAUGCUUCUGGACUGCAUGAGUGCACCAAAACAAAUACCAAACCUCCCUCUCCUCAUUGGACAUGGGUGUCAGACUGGGCCAUCGACUACGGCAUCUCCGGGGGCACAGACAAAGAGGGAUGGCAGUACGCUGCUGACUUUCCUGUAUCAUAUCAUGGCUAUAAAACAAUGAAGGACUUUGUGCGGCGUAGACGAUGGGCCAGAAAGUGUAAACUGACCACCACAGGCCCAUGGGUGGAGAUUCCUCCCAUCCCAUUGAGCGACGUGUCCAUCCUGCCAUGUGCUGCACAAAGCAGUGUGGAGGUGGUCCCUCUGUGGGCCAUCAGCAACAAGGGAGAUGUUCUGUGUCGGCUGGGAGUCACGGCACUCACCCCCACCGGAUCCUCGUGGCUUCAUGUUGGUACAGAUCAGCCAUUUAAGUCUGUUUCCAUUGGAGCAGUCAGUCAGGUUUGGGCUAUUGCUAGAGAUGGCUCAGCCUUCUACAGAGGAGCGGUCUCUUCUGAGAACCCAGCAGGCGACAGCUGGUACCACAUCCCUUCUCCAGCCAAGCAGAAGUUGAAGCAAGUUUCUGUAGGCAGAACCUCUGUCUAUGCAGUGGAUGAAAAUGGAAACCUGUGGUACAGACAGGGUGUGGCGCCAAGUUACCCUCAGGGCUCAUUUUGGGAACACAUCUCCAAUAAUGUGCGCAAAGUCAGCAUCGGGCCUUUGGACCAGGUUUGGAUCAUCGCAGACAAGGUCCAGGGAAGUCACAGUCUGAGCUGUGGAACUGUGUGUCACAGACUUGGGGUUCAACCAACUGAGCCGAAGGGACACACCUGGGACUAUGGCAUAGGGGGAGGCUGGGAUCACAUCACUGUCAGAGGAAAUGCGAUGGAUCCACCUCGUUUUCAUCUACCAUCUUUAACAAACUCAUCAUUCACACCCAGCAGGAGCCCAGCCCCCGUCAGGAGCAGAGAGAUCAAUGGAAAUGAAGAGGGCAGUUCAUAA
This is a messenger RNA of Knipowitschia caucasica, 4974 nucleotides long. The record is from the annotation of a GenBank genome assembly. Lineage: Eukaryota; Metazoa; Chordata; Actinopteri; Gobiiformes; Gobiidae.